Mya arenaria is the source of this 2316-nucleotide messenger RNA. RefSeq lists its product as uncharacterized. The record is from RefSeq and is a predicted model, not a curated record. Bases 176 to 862 code for a protein of 228 amino acids. The transcript is spliced from 4 exons. NCBI's taxonomy places the organism in Eukaryota, Metazoa, Mollusca, Bivalvia, Myida, Myidae.
GUUGCGCGAGAGUGUGGUCUUGUGUUGUGGGAGAAACCGGAGUACCCGGAGAAAACGCACUAGUCCGGCUUGGUGACCACUAGCCAAACUCACAUGCGUCCAGACCGGGAAUCGAACCCUUGACGAGAAACAAGUGCACUAACACUGCGCUAACCGAACAACAGGUUAUAUUGCAAUGGUUAACGGUGCAUUACAAUGGAUUUACUCUUUCAAAAUCCUAUACACUCGGUUAAAGGAAGGAAGCCUAGCGCCUGAUUAUAUUUGUUCUGAUGUGUGGGAAAUCGAAGAUGCUUUUCAGAGGUCAGGCUGCGAGCCCAUCGGAUACAUCAGAACGAUUACAAACGACUCAUGCACAACCGUAAACGAGUUGCUGCAUUGCAUUGCUGAAUCCAUUUAUGGCUACAGAGAGCGAGAACAUAGAGAGGCUUGUGUUCUGCACAUGCGCACUGCCAUCCAGGACAGACACAUAGACUCUAUGUUUCCAGCAUGGCCUUUUAAAUGGAAAUUCUGUAGCAGGGUAUGGUGUGAAAUCGGACACGAGUACACUGAUGCUCAAUUCAGUUGUAUUUUCUGGUGCCUUGGGGGUCCUGCAGCUAUAGGAUUUACAGGAGUUCUAGCUCUUAUAGGCCUUGUUACAUUUGGUCUGCCAGCUUUGGGUUUUGGAGCUGCGGGAAUAAUGGCCAAUUUCAAUGCCGCCCCCCUCAUGGGCUUGUGGGGCGUUGCAGUGCCUGUAGGCGGCAUCAUCGCCACCCUACAGUCUAUUGCAGUGUUAGGAAUCGGGUACAAGGCAAUUUUGGCCACGUUGUUCUCAGCAGCUGCUAUCUCAAGAGCUGCGAUGGAUUGCAAUUGCUGCGAAAAGUAAUCAAUAAAUAUAAAGAACUAAUGCAGUAUACUGGCGUUAGAAAAUAAAUGUUAACUCAGAAAUACGGAUUUAAAUUAUUACAUGUACAUUGGAUAUAAGUUUAUCAAUAAGUGAUCAACUCAAGAGCAAUCUUGAAAUAGGUUUCAGUUUCUUGUAGAAAGAAGAGGCUUUAAUAUGAUGCCAUAAAACUGCAAUAGGAUAACCUGCGAACUCCGCGAAAGGACGCGCACACCUUAUCACUCUGUUUGGAUAGCGACAUUUGAAACGGACACCAAUCGCUACUAUCAAGAUAACGAUGCCACCCACAGCAAAGUGCGAUACAAUUUAAAAAGACUCAAUCAGGAUUUGUGACUAGUAAAACUUCACGCUUAGCUAUUCCAAAUUUGAGUGUAAAAAUAAAGACAGUGCAUGAAACUCAACAGAAAAGGAUGGUAUUUAUGUUCUGAAAAUUCCAUGCAAAAUUUAAAUACUCUAAGGAGCAAAUCGGUUCUUGCAUUUAUUUACACCCCUUUUAUAUGACGAGGGCAAAUUUGUAUCUUUAGGAAAAUUACCCAAUGGCAAGGGGCAAAUAUUUGCAUUAAACGCAAAUACCUAUUUGGGGGAAAUUACCCUCGAUAUAUUUCUAUUUUAUCCAUCCAUGUAUACUCACAAUAACAAGGCAUAACUAACUCGUAGAUAUGUAUAAAAGGACGCAUCAAGAGCAUGUUUAGGAACUCGACCUAGUUUGUACAUAUCAACCCCUUACAUAUUGUACUAAACCAAUGAUUAGAGUUUUGAAAUUCUGAAUCAUGCCAAAAAGACACUGUUCGGUGAAGUUGUGAAGUCCAAAUACUUUUUUAAAAAUUCUUUUUGAUGACAGGCAUACUAUACAGCUUUAACUCUGGCUGUAUAACUUUAUAUCAAACAGCCAGAGCAUGCGGAACUUGUUAUAACUCAAGUUCAAAACUAUGUUUGAAUUGAAAUUAAAGAACUUCUCGUUUGAACACUGAUGUAUACACGUUGUAAGAUAUUUCAUAUUUAAAUUGCAUUGUUACAAGCAGUUAAAUCUUUAAAAUUGAUGAUCUGAAAACAGUGCGCUAAAAUUUAAAGUUUCACAAGGUAACGCGAUAUGUUAAUUAGGAAGUAGCAUUGACAUGACAAAUAGAUUAAUUGUUUGGUUUACAAAGCGCGUAUAGAGUGCGUUCAAUUACGAACUAUAUUAGGAAAAUCAUAUCCAAUUAAGUUCUUUACGUGCUCUACCCUCAAAGAAAAUUUGAACAAAAGUACUCAAUGUUUUGAACUCUUAUUUUGUCAAAACUCAAGUUUAUAAUUAUUCAAAUAUUUAACUAGCAAUACUUGUGCACAAAUAUUGAAUUACAUCGAUAGCUAACGAAUUCAAAUCUAUCACCAAUUACAAACUUGACAAUAACUUGUAUGUAUGUCGCUUAAUCUCAAAUAUUGGAAAAUGCAAUAGA